Messenger RNA from Vicia villosa (hairy vetch), 2811 nucleotides. Its product is annotated as AT-rich interactive domain-containing protein 4-like. NCBI's taxonomy places the organism in Eukaryota, Viridiplantae, Streptophyta, Magnoliopsida, Fabales, Fabaceae. The coding region runs from base 63 to 2498 and encodes 811 amino acids. The record is from RefSeq and is a predicted model, not a curated record. The transcript is spliced from 16 exons. Gene Ontology annotation, molecular function: DNA binding.
UCUUAAUAUUCUUGUUGUGUUUGGUUAUAGGUUUAAUCAUUAUAAUAAUAUAUACGAUCCGAAUGUUAUGUUAUCUUAUGCUAUACUACCCAUCAUCAUCCUUUCAAAAGUUAUUAUCGAAUCAUGUGUGCGUGAAAUUCAAACUUUUAUUUUAUAAUUUAAUUCCAACAAUAACAAAACUUUAUCAUUCUAUUUUCCCUUUCUGGUUUACUGUUUUGUCAAAAAGGUUAAUAAUCAAUAAUCAAAUCACAAUCGGUGUGUCAAGACAUUGUAGUCUUCUUGCUGUUCUGGGUAGUGAGUUACAUGACAGUAAACAGAAGCAGAAGCAGGGUACUGUUUCUGAGGAUCGAUUUUCGGCGUACCCCUUUCCGGAGCUUUCUUCGUCCGGGCGGCUCGAGGUUAAAGUAUUGAGAAAACCUAGUUUCGAUGAACUCGCUCGAGUUUUUGAGCAACUGCAACCGGAUUUUGUUUACCUGCAAGGUCAGCGGCUAGAUGAUAGGGGGGAAGUUGGGUCUCUUGUGUGGGAAGAUUUUGACCUUUCUUCCCCGGAAGCUUUGUGUCGAUUAUUUUCUUCCAAAUUACCUAAUACUGUUUAUUUGGAAACUCCAAAGGGCGAAAAGUUGGCAGAGACGCUACAUUCCAAGGGAGUUCCUUACACUAUAUACUGGAAAAAUGAAUUUUCAAACUAUGCAGCUUCACAUUUUCAUCAAGCUUUUUUCUCAGUGGCACAGAGUACUUCCAGUCAUACAUGGGAUGCUUUCCAACUUGCUCAGGCAUCUUUUAGACUUUACUGCGAGCAAAACAAUGCCGCUCCCAACAGUCGGAAAGGCGGUGAUAAGCUUGGGCCACAAAUUCUUGGGGAACCUCCUACCAUUGAAGUUAGUCCAUGUGAAAUAGACACGAAGGAAGAAGAAGAAGAAGAUUCACAAGAGUCUAGUUCUUCUAUAAGGAUAUAUGAUAAUGAUGUGAAUACAAGAUUUCUUGUUUGUGGAUUUCCCUGCACAUUGGAUGCGUCUUUAUUGGGGUCGUUAGAGGAUGGACUCAAUGCUCUCCUAUGUACCGAAAUACGUGGAUGUAAACUUCAAAGUCGGACAAGUGCCCCACCACCACCUCUCCAAGCAGGAACAUUCUCUCGUGGCGUGGUGACCAUGCGUUGUGAAAUAUCCACAUGCAGCUCUGCUCAUAUAUCACUUCUAGUGUCCGGUAGUGCAGAUGCUUGUUUCAAUGAUCAGCUUUUGGAGAAUCAUAUUAAGAAAGAACUCACCGAGAAUAGUCAACUUGUCCAGGCAAUUCCUGGUCACGAACAAAAGAAAUUACCUUCAUAUGAACCUCGAAGAUCAGCCUCAGUUGCGUGUGGAUCUUCUGUGUUUGAAGUUUCUAUGCGAGUUCCUACAUGGGCUUCGCAGGUUCUGAGACAACUUGCAUCAAAUAUGUCAUACCGCUGCCUAGUUAUGUUGGGAGUUGCUAGUAUUCAAGGACUGCCCGUUGCAUCCUUUACUAAAGAUGAUUCAGAGCGUCUUCUUUUCUUUUGUAAUCAGCGAGAGAAAGACAACUACUCCAAAGACAUCAUUGUCUCGGGUCAUCCUAGUUGGUUGGUGCCUCCCGCACCUAGUCGAAAAAGAUCUGAACCAGGCUCUAGUUUUAAAACUAUUAAUGCUAGCGGCAUGGAAGUUGAAGAUAUUUGCAGCGUUAGACAAAAAUUAAGUUUUGCUGCAAUGAGGCCAAUCCCUCAGUCUCAUCGUCAAAAGGUUCUCCCUUUUUCUGGAUUUUCUGAGGGAGAAAGAUACGAUGGUGACCAUGGAAAAUCAAAUCAGCUUCUUGUUCCAAUUAAGCAUAAUGGUUUAGGUCUUCAUUCAGCCACAAACAGAAAGUCCGUGUCAAACUCGUUUCAAGCUCACCAGAUAAUUUCUUUGAAUCCAAUACCGAUGAAAAAACAUGGUUGCGACAGAGCUCCAAUACGAGCUUGCUCAGAGGAAGAAUUCCUGAAAGACGUAAUGCAAUUUCUAGUCCUUCGAGGGCAUACUCGCCUCAUUCCACAAGGCGGGUUUGCUGAGUUUCCUGAUGCCGUUCUGAAUGCUAAACGCCUUGACCUUUUCAACUUGUACAGAGAGGUUGUUUCAAGAGGAGGCUUUCACGUCGGGAAUGGUAUCAAUUGGAAAGGACAAGUUUUCUCAAAGAUGAGCAAUCACACUCUAACUCACAGAAUGACAGGUGUUGGCAAUACACUCAAGAGACAUUACGAAACAUAUCUUUUAGAAUAUGAAUUAGCUCAUGAUGAUGUAGAUGGAGAAUGCUGCUUAUUGUGUCACAGUAGUGCAGCAGGUGACUGGGUGAAUUGUGGUAUGUGUGGUGAAUGGGCUCAUUUUGGCUGUGAUCGGCGGCAGGGGCUAGGAGCAUUUAAGGACUACGCCAAAACUGACGGGCUCGAGUACGUUUGUCCGCACUGCAGCAUAUCAAAUUUCAGCAAAAAAACGCCAAAAACUACAAAUGGUUAUUAACAGGUUACACAACGCCGUUUCAUUCCCGGAGCCAAUGUACAUGGCUAGUGUUAACAAAUUUUCUUCUGUUUGUGUUUGAUCCUCAAUUGAGAAAUGUAGGUUUGUAGGAGUGCAAUUGUUUUAGUCUUGUUAAUUAUGAUUCUGAAUUUUAACUCAUUAUAUAUGGCCACAAAAAAAAGGCCAUUAAAAUUUUCAAGCAUUACUGAUAUAUAUGUUGUCUAGAGAAAGAAAUACAGGAAAAUAUUUGUAUAUUGAAUGAUUUUCCUCAAACUCAAUUAGUUUACUUGAGUUGCAGAGAUUGCAAUAUGGUCCA